UCGUCUUAGUUAUUUUAGCCAACUGUUCAAUAUCUAUAGAAAUGCAUUAUUUAAUAGGUCAUAAACUCGUACAAUGAACUGAACUCUUUCUACAGGUUUAAGUCAAAAUGAAGAUGGUCUCCCGGAAUAUUAUGAUUUGGUGUUUGCUGGCUGCUUUUGUGCCUUGUGUUAUAAGUGCAACAAUUCCAUCUAAUUCUGACAGAGAAAUGAAACUGAAUGUGGCACUGCAGAAGAGGGAUCAAUAUGUGCCUCAGAAGAGUUUAGAGAAUUCAGUCGAACUCCUUGCUGAGCAAGAGAACAAGAAUAUGGGGACACCUAUAUCACUGAGCAGUGAUCAUCUGAGUGGAAGGGGGAAAAGGGCCUGCAACCUGCUUACCUGCUCGGUACAUGAUCUGGCCUACCGAAUCAGUCAGCUCAAUAAUAAAAAGAAUAAUGCCCCCAACCACAAUAUCAGUCCCUGUGGCUACGGCCGGAGACGGAGGCGUUCCCUCCUUCAAUGCUCUGCUGCUCAAACCCAUGGGAAGUGCCCUCUGAGACAUGACUCGCCUCAAAAACUGAUUUAGCCUUAAGCUUUUUUCUUAUAUUGCCUCAGUUUGCUGAAAUACUACUGAAUAUUAUGGGGUUUUCUGUAAGCACAAAAAUGGGGAACAACCGCUACUAUGUCCAAGCAACCAAAACUUCCUUCUCCAUAUUUUAUCAGAGAAGCAGGACUAAAGACAAGUCAUCUGGAGAGAAUGGGUGUUUGUGUAAAAUGUGCCAGGCAGUUCUGUCUUGUAAAAAAGAGAAGCAGGGGUUCAAGUGAUAUAACAAGGACGUAGGUUUAAGUUAAAAGAUAUGAAAUGUGCUUGAGCAGCUCUGAAACAAUUUAGGAUAUUUCUAAUUCUUAUAUGAGGGCAUGUCACUUCUUCACCCUCUGGAAAAGCAGUGGUUUUAUUCAGGAAACUACCAGCACCUCUGUGUUUUCUAGCAAGAGGAAAGAGGACAGAGAAACGUAAAUACUGACUGAAAAACAUUCACCAAUAAGGCUCUAUAAAGGAAAUGAUCUGAGAGAAUAGGUUUUUGUGAAAGCUGGAUAUAAAAUGCUUGGACACAGCUUAUCUCAAUUGCUUAAUGAGUAAGUCAGCGUAGUUUAGCUUGGGCGUUUUGUAUGCCAAAGACUUUUCUUUCUAUUUUUUCGUUUAUUCGUUAGAAUAGCUGAUAAACUUCUAGUUAGCUGUGUUUUGUCUUAUUUAGAUAUUUUCUUUGGCACCUCUCUUGCUUGCCUUCCCACCUCGUUACUGUUAAAUGUAUAGUGAGUGUGUUGUUAUAUGUUAUUUGUUCUUUGUAAAUACUGUAAAUAUUGGGGUUUUUUUUUUUUUUUUUCCACCUUUUCACUUUCACACACACACACACACACACACACACACACACACACACACACACACACCUUUUAAUGUUAUACUCCUGUUUACCACUAGCCAACAUCUAAGGGAAGUAAGAAUAUCAAUCAUAAACAUAAUUACUGUAAAAUACUGUUGAUUUUUAUUAUUUGCUAUGCUUAUAUUACAUCUGUUCAUUUCUCCAAAUGCAUGUAUUAAGUAGGCUUUUCCCCAGAUUUCUACUAGCCCUAGCUCUGUAACAAGUGAGAUCUCAAACACCAUUUUUACAGCAGAAUUCUACUAUAGAGGACUCAUUUCUGUGGAAAUUUCAGGUUUGUAUCUGAUCCCCCUAAAAGUGAUAUUCAACUUGAAAAUGAGGGGAAUUUUCACAAAUUGCAUUUUCUCACCCCCCCUGAAAAAAAUAUGCGAAGUCUCAAACCUGAAAUGUUCUGCAUAUACACUAUACUUAACUAGGUACACCCUAAAGUCUAAGACUCAAACCCUUCCCAUUACAUUCCCUAAAAGUGGAACUGUGAGCAAUAUUGAGCAUUACAUUUGGAAUUAAGUUCUAAGUCUGUGCAAAACAAGAAUGCGUAACAUGUUUAUAUAUAAUGUGUUCUAGAUAUCAGCUUUUGUCCUAAGGAGCUAGGACCAUCCUGAGCCAAGAUAUUGAGGUUUCCGUAAACAGCUGUAUAACCAAAAUUAGUUGUGUACCAUGACACAAAGAUGGCUGUCAUGGUUAAACCAAGUAAAGUAAUAAAAAAAAUAAUAACAAAAAUAAAAUAAAAAACUGGCGGUUUUGCAAUGCCAUUACAUAGAGGUAAUCACUAUAAAAAAAAGAAAAGAAAAAAUGGUCAAGCAACCUGUAUUGGACUACUUGCGAUGGAAUAACCCAGCUUUGAAACCUCUAAAUUAGUCCCAGUGUAACAAUUAAAAGUGUCACAUGAUUUCAGUAUAACUACACUUCUUCAUGGUAGAACCCAGAGUUUGUACACCUAAA
Molecule: messenger RNA, 2358 nt
Organism: Ictalurus furcatus (blue catfish)
Lineage: Eukaryota; Metazoa; Chordata; Actinopteri; Siluriformes; Ictaluridae
Product: pro-adrenomedullin-like
Exons: 3
Coding region: 108-563 (151 amino acids)
Biological process (GO): adenylate cyclase-activating G protein-coupled receptor signaling pathway; regulation of systemic arterial blood pressure; adrenomedullin receptor signaling pathway
Cellular component (GO): extracellular region
Molecular function (GO): hormone activity; adrenomedullin receptor binding
Source: RefSeq, a predicted model, not a curated record